This is a messenger RNA of Drosophila eugracilis, 2493 nucleotides long. RefSeq lists its product as uncharacterized. The record is from RefSeq and is a predicted model, not a curated record. Bases 1 to 2178 code for a protein of 725 amino acids. The transcript has 2 exons. Lineage: Eukaryota; Metazoa; Arthropoda; Insecta; Diptera; Drosophilidae.
AUGCCUGAGAACAUGAUGUUUGAUUCCAUGCCCAUUCAGUUUGGGUUUUUACUACGUAAUAUUAACUUAGCAAUGAACAUUUUGAAAGGCAGCCGUGUACUGAAUCAAAAUUGUCUGCGAGAGAAGAUUGGCAACCUAUCGCCACUUUUGAAGACCUUGGACUGGCCACCAAACAAGGACUCGGUAUUCCGGGCCUCAUGGAACUACUAUGCUAGCGGCUGUCAGGGACGACUGUCAAGCAUUCACAGGCGCAUCGAACAGAACGCUAGGAUAGUGGCUCCCAAAGAGUGUCCAACUUAUGUACUUCCAAGGGCCUUAAAGUUACCAUUAUGCCCGUGCCAAUUACCUCCUGGACAAAGUUGGGAUGACCACAUCUACCAGGAGUUGGUCUCCUGUUUUCGCAGUGCAAAAAGUACUGAUUCGAUAAAGAAAACUAACCCUAAGGUACGUUCUAAGGUACAGAAAUACUUCGAUAUGGGUAAGUUUUCCACACCAGAACAAUGGGUGUCCUGGAAACGCGAAGAACGGCAAGUAGAUCAGUUGCUAAAGAAGUCCUUAGAUCCCUAUUUGAGAGAGGAAAUGUCGCAGAAGCUGCAACAUCUACAAAAACUUACCAAAAGGCGCCCUUUAGUGGUGCUUCCGAAUCAAGAGGAAGUAAUAGAGAAAAAGAAAAACUUACUUACAAAGAAGAAAAAAUCUAAGAGAAAGCUUCUUACUAAAUCAAAAAGGCAAAUCAAGGAUUCCAGUUCAACAACCGAAGACUUUCCUUCAAGAAAAAAAAUUACCAUUUUAGAUAACAAAAAAUCAAAUGCAAAAGAAACGUCAUCGAACUUAGCAGUUUCAUAUAAGCCCUCCCAUGCCAAUUUCACAACAGAUCAAUUUCUCAUGGACCAUCCUAGCCUGCAAAGUAUAACAAGCUCAAGACGUUCUGUUAGGUCUAUAUCUUUUAAAACCAAACGAAGAGAAAAAUCUAAAGAAAUUAUCGAAGAUAAUGUUAGUAUAAAUGGCAUUGAUGAUCAGGAAUUGCAAGAACAGAUUGGUGAGGAAACCAAGACGGUGGUCUCGGAGAAGAAUGAUAAAGUCCAAAAGCUUAAGAAUCAAAAAUCAACCACAAAGCUAAAAGAUAAACCAUCGUUUACUGGACUUUCAGUUAAGUCAGGCAGCAGCUGGAAGCCAAUACUAAGAAAGUCCACGUCGUUUGGGUCACUAAGUUACCAUUCUAGGGGAAGGACAGUCUCUAUAAGAAAAUCAAAUGAAUACAUUGACAGGGUCAAAAAGAAACCCUUAAGCUUAAUCGACAACUGUUUACUCAAAAUAUUAAGAGACAGCUCUCUCCGUUCGAAUAUUUCACUUUACAGAGGUGAUGCCAUUAAUUUGGAUACAAAAAUCCACGAAAUCCGCAAAAGCUUGAUUCUCAGUGGCGAUCAUCAUGGCUGGGCCAUUCGUGUGAAAGAAAAUUUCGCUUACGUAAAGCCAACAACAGGCAAGAAAAAAGUAUUAAAAAAAAAGCAAAACUAUGAUUCAGGGAAUGAAACUUUGGAAAGUUAUAAUUUUUUACAAUCUGCAUGGCAGACCAAUGGAGAAAACUCACCAGUUUUCUCAAAAAAGAAAGAACUCGAAAAUGUUUACACUUCAAAAACUAUCUCUGAAGAGGAAAUGAGUAUGACUAUGGAACCGAGACCUUUAGUAAUUGCGGAGGUUAUACAAGAAUUUAUGAAGAAAUAUGGCUCUAAGAUACGUUUUCUCAAAGCUUAUCCAGAAUUAUUUAAUGCCAAAGAGCUGGAAAAGGUUCAUGUAAAAAGUGAUAGUCAGCCGAAAGAAGACAAGAAAACCAAAGAAGCCAAGAAACCCAAAGAAGCCAAGAAACCCAAAAUCCAGAAAGUUAAGGAGGUAAAAAAUAAGAUAUCUACGCCCUUUAGGAAAGCCUGUUCUUUGUGCCAUUGUGUGAGAAGAAAGCAAUCUGAACUUCGACCUUAUAUGCAACGAAUGCAGAAACAACGUCAGCGAUUGGAACAAAAAAGUUACUAUAUUCAAAGGUUUAUGAAAUGCGGAAGGGAUCUUAAGAAUGGAAAGUGUACUAAGAAAGGCCUAGCCAUAUGCUAUAAAACCCUAAACCUUUGCCAGCAAAUUGUGGAAGAAGAAAUCUUGAAGAGAUCUGAAGGAUGUCAGCUGAAAUGAAAACUAUUACUCAGCUGGGAAAAUGGAGAUAUAGGUCAUGAAAGUCUUUAGUCAGGAAACCAAAGAUUCAAGCCUAGAUUUUUUGGAAUUAUUUUAAAUUAAUUAUCUGACAAAUAUAAAAAUCAAUUCUAUAUAAUAAAUAAACAAGUGACAAAUCAAUGUUAAAUAGAUUUCAGGAACUUUGUCUUAGUUUGUACCUGAUCAAUAGGUAGUAUAAAUAAUAGCCCUGCUGUUGAUUUUUCCAUGUUGAAAUCUCUUUCCAACCCACAAUAACUUAAAAUUCAAUGGCUUACCAUAUUUGUACGAGAUCAAAAU